Molecule: messenger RNA, 1821 nt
Organism: Neoarthrinium moseri
Lineage: Eukaryota; Fungi; Ascomycota; Sordariomycetes; Amphisphaeriales; Apiosporaceae
Exons: 4
Coding region: 1-1821 (606 amino acids)
Molecular function (GO): N,N-dimethylaniline monooxygenase activity; NADP binding; flavin adenine dinucleotide binding
Source: RefSeq, a predicted model, not a curated record
AUGGAGGAAAUCGACUGCGUGGUCGUCGGUGCCGCUCACUCUGGCUUGGCAGGAUGGUACGGCUUGGGCGCUGCACAGCAGUUCCACAACACCCAGCCUGAAUGCUCAUUGGCCGUCUUCGACAGCCAGUCUUCCCUCGGCGGUACGUGGGCAGACGAUCGUCUCUAUCCCGACUUGAAAAGCAAUAACCUCUUGGGCACCUUCCAGUAUCCGGGCUUUCCCAUGAGCCCUGGCAAGUUCAAUGUCAAGCUUGGCGAACACAUCCCAGGAGAGGCCGUCAACGCCUACCUCAAGGCCUACGCCACGCACCAUGGCAUUGCUGACCUGAUCCGCCUGGACACCAAGGUUCUGUGCGCAGAGCACCAAGAUACAGCCGACGGAGGGUGGAUCUUGACAAUUGCGACGUCGACCCAAGACGAAAAGGAGAAGAAGGUCUUCGCACGACGGCUGAUUCUCGCCACUGGACUGACUUCCGAGGCCUUCCUCCCGCAUUUUGAUGGCCAGGAGGAGUUCGGCGGCAGAGUGUUCCACAGCAAACAUUUCAAGCAGAAUAGCGACACUCUGAAGACUUCCAAGGCUGUGACCGUGUUUGGAGCCACCAAGUUCGCUUGGGAUGCUGUCUAUUCAUACGCCCUUGCCGGCGUCAAGGUGAACUGGGUAAUCCGAUCUAGUGGCCAUGGACCUUGCUGGAUUUCUCCGCCGCAUGUAACACCUCUGAAGAAGUGGAUCGAGAAACUGGCGAAUACGCGCUUUCUAACCUGGUUCAGCCCCUGUAUAUGGGGUGCAGCCGAUGGGUAUACCAGUGUUAGGGAUUUCCUUCACGGCACUUUUGUUGGACGCUUCAUUGUGGACACAUUCUGGAAAAUCCUGGGCGGCGAUGUCAUGACUUUGAACAACUAUGACGCGCACCCGGAUACUGCCAAGCUGAAGCCUUGGACCGAAGCCAUGUUCACAGGUGCCAGCUUCAGCUUGCUCAACUUCGACCAUGACAUCUUUGAACUAGUGAAAAGCGACAAGAUCGAUGUCCACGUUGGCGAGAUCGAUCACCUGAGUCCUGGUAGGGUCCAUCUUGCGGAUGGGACCGUGUUCGAGUCCGACGUGCUUCUCGCCAAUACUGGCUGGAAACAUGUGCCGCCUAUGAAGUUUCUGCCCGAGGGCAUUGAGAAAGAGCUGGGGAUCCCUCACAAAUUGGUGGACAAUGCGCCUCUCGAAGAUCUUGCAAAUCAACGCAAGCUAAUCGCACGGGCCGACAAGGAGAUCUUACAACGCUUUCCGCGACUUGAGCGCCAGCCGGUGUGGAACAAGCAUUAUGUACCACUGACCGAACAGAAGGGCAUCAACAGCAAGGACGACAUCACACCGUGUGCACCCUUGACGCCUUACAUGCUCUACCACUUUCUUGUGCCGCCAAGUCCACGCUUCCUACGGAACCGUGAUACCGCCUUUACUGGAAUCAUCUCGAACUUCAGCAACCCUAUCACGGCUCACCUGAGUGGGCUCUGGAUCAGUGCCUACUUCGCCGGCAAGUUAACAGUGGAUCCGUCCGUCACCUUGCAUGAUGAAGCUUCUCUAGAGAAGUUACAAUAUGAGACUGUAUUGUACAAUCGCUGGGGCAAGUGGCGAUAUCCGACGGACUGGGGCAACAAGAACCCCAAUUUCAUAUUCGAUGCUGUUCCGUAUCUGGACUUGCUGCAGCGUGAUCUUGGACUGAGCCCCUUCCGAAAACCGGGUCGCUUGGCUGAGAUGACGGAUCCGUACGGCCCCGAAGAUUACCAGAGCAUCACGGACGAAUGGCUAUUGAAGCAGAAGGAGGUAAAGUGA